Messenger RNA from Megalopta genalis, 10476 nucleotides. RefSeq names its product period circadian regulator (gene per). NCBI's taxonomy places the organism in Eukaryota, Metazoa, Arthropoda, Insecta, Hymenoptera, Halictidae. Gene Ontology annotation, biological process: circadian regulation of gene expression; negative regulation of transcription by RNA polymerase II; entrainment of circadian clock by photoperiod. Gene Ontology annotation, molecular function: transcription corepressor binding; transcription cis-regulatory region binding. The record is from RefSeq and is a predicted model, not a curated record. Gene Ontology annotation, cellular component: cytoplasm; nucleus.
CGAAAGACAUGCGAUGUUCGGAACGGUUCAGUCUUCAUAGAUAUCACCGCACGGACGACAUCGUAGUGUGUUUAUGUAUUUAUUGUGAACUACCAGAAAUAAUUCAGUGAAGCUAUUCAUUUCGCUGUUACCUUCAUUCGGAUCUCAAAGAAAUAUCUAUAUGAUCGAACAGGUGGUGCACCAUUUCAAAUCAUUAAAUUGUUAACUGUGAUCUCGAGAUUCGUAAUCCUACCGUUUCUUCUUUCUCGCGAUCAUUGCGAACAGCCGGUUGACCGCGAUAUAUUCCCUCCCUUGUCGGUUCUUUUUAAUUAUUUUUAAAUACCGAGAAUUGUAGAAAUGACGCGUGAACAUCGAGUUUCUUUAAUUUAGCAGCAGUGUUUGUGACGUUACGGAUAUCGUCCUGAAGGGAUCCUACCUUGGAAAUAGAACAAUGGAGGAGGUGUCCACCGAAAAUGCCAAGGUGUCGGAUUCCGGAUAUUCCAACACCUGCAGCAAUAGUCAGUCGCAACGGAGCAGUGGCAGCUCGUUAUCAAGGAACAGCAAUCGAUCCGAGAGCAGUGGCUAUUGCGGCAGACGUCCCUCGACAUUUGGAUCCAGCAAUGGAGCCCUGCCGCAGCCGAUCAGCAAAAGAAAGGACAAGGAGCACAAGAAGAAAAAGUCGAAGAUUUUGGCUGUCAGCGUGGAGGUGGACAUUGGCUUGAAAAGCGGCAGCACGCCGCCGGAGACUGUGCCCUAUAAUGUCGUUGUGCCAUCGAAAACAAUACUCGAGAAGAAACCAGAAGUAACCACCGUAGAAUUGGUGGAUGCCACGGACCCUGGCGAGCACAACGGGGAUACUGUCUCUGAUCCGGAAGCAGGGAUUGCUUCGCGAACGAAUCCGCUGGACGAUUCCACCUCUCAAGCCAACGAGGGAUUUUGCGCGGUGAUCUCGAUGCACGACGGCCUCGUGUUGUACACAACUCCCUCGAUAUGCACAGCUCUAGGAUAUCCGAAGGACGCGUGGAUCGGUCGAUCCUUUAUCGAUUACGUCCACCCUAAGGACAAGGGAACGUUCGCCGAUCAGAUCAGCAGCGGAAUCGUCUCGCCGCACGAGGACAGGCCGAAAGCAGGCAUCAACGGCAGACGAGCGAGCUUGUUCUGCGGACUGAGAAAGUAUUCGAGAUCCAUGGUCCACCAGGCGAUCGGCCAUCACUCGGAGGCUAGAUCGAACUUGUACCUUCCGUUCCACUUGACGUUAUCGUUCCGGGACUUUCGGGACCGGGCGACGGAGCAGCAACACAAAGCCAUGUUCCUGGUGGUUACUGCCCAACCAGUUCAUUCUGCAUAUAAAGCGCCAGAAGAAACGAUAAUAUCUUCGAUAUUCACGACCCGGCACACAGCGACGUGCUACCUAUCCCAUGUCGAUCCCGAUGUAGUCCAAUACUUUGGAUACCUACCACAGGAUAUGGUCGGCCGUUCGCUGUUUGACUUCUACCAUCCCGAGGAUCUGCCAUUCAUCAAAGACAUCUAUGAGACUGUGAUCAGGCUCGAAGGUGCCUCCUUCAGAUCGAAACCCUACAGGUUCGGAGUGCAGAACGGUGGCUACGUCGUCCUCGAAACCGAGUGGUCGUCCUUUAUCAAUCCCUGGACGAAAAAACUAGAGUUUGUCGUAGGUCAACACAGAGUACUGAAGGGCCCGGCGAAUUCCGAUAUAUUCCGCUUGCCGAGCGCCACCGAGUUCGGCCAGCUGGUCAACAUUAGCGAGGAGGUGAUCAAAGAGUCCAAGAUCAUACAAGGGGAAAUACGGGCGCUUCUCGACGAGAACAUCCAAAGAAAGUCAGAUAUAGCGGAGCUCGACGUGUCGAAAAGAUGCAAGGACCUCGCGUCCUUCAUGGAAAAUCUGCUCCAGGAGACGAGGGCACCCGGUCUUGGCAAAGAUGUGCUCGCUGCCGACGACAGGAGUUUUUCGGGAUCACGCAAUCCCUUGUUGCAGGAACACGACAGCGUGAUGCUCGGUGAGAUAUCGCCCCAUCACGAGUACUACGACAGUAAAUCAUCCACCGAGACGCCGCCGAGCUACAAUCAGCUCAACUACAAUGAGAAUAUCGAAAGAUUCUUUAAGAGCAAACCCCCGGUGACCACCAUGUACGGCAGCGACGAGGAGAACAUUAAUUCCAGCAACGACGAGGGUGAGAAGACCAGUCCGAACUCAGCAGCAAGGAAAUGCAUGUCGCCGAUUAACGGAAGCGGCGCGAGCGGCAGCGGUAGCGCCGAGAAUCUGAGCAGCGGGUCCAACAAUCAGACCAGUUCGGCGAGCAGAGGCAACACCUCGAACACCGCCAGCAACACCACCACCACCGAAAGCUUCAAGCCACCCACCCUGACCGAGUCGCUAUUGAAUCGUCACAACGAGGACAUGGAGAAACUGAUGAUGCAGAAGCAUCGGGAGCUCCGUUCCAGUAUCAAGAACAGCGACAAGCUGAAGGAUUCGCGGAUCAAGACCGAGAAAAUGUCCGGGGACCCGAACGCGCAUUUCAUCAAUCAGGGUCACGGGGUGAAGAGAACCGGAAGCCACAGCUGGGAGGGAGAUAGUUUUAAAAUCUCCAAGCACGAGGAAAUGUCGAGAACAAGUACCGCGGGUCAAUUCCCUACCAACGUCACUACGACGGUGGCAAGCAUGAGUCUCGAUCAAUCGACUGUUAUCCAAGCUGGUGGCAACAUAAACCUGUGGCAACCUUUGUCGGUGACCGUGCCGCCUCCGCCGCCUGCUCAGCCAAGCAACGUGCUACCAAACGCCAAUACACAAGCAAUACCCAGGAUACCAGUACUGCCGUCGAUGAUUCCGGUAUAUUAUGUUCCGGUCCCACAAACCAAGGACCAUCCGGUUUUAUCGCCGAUGCAGGAGAAGCAAAGCCCGCCCCAAUCCAUGCAACAGCCACAAAUCAAUCCUUACAUGUUCGUGCCAGUGUCGUACGUGACGACGACGAUGGCCGGAGUGAUUUGUCCUCCGGUGUUCGGUGGCCCGCCGCCAGCUGGCAUGAUGUACAGGCCUUUCGUGACCCCUGAACUGACGCCGGUUACGCGCGAAACUAACAACCAGUCUGUUGUUGACAAGUGUUUGGAACGGAAGCGACCGGCGAGUCAGGCGACCAGCGUCAAAGCGGAACCAGGCAGCACCAUGGCGAUGUCCGAGUCCUCGAAAAAGGUAUUAUCACCCGGCGAGCUGUUCUCGUCCUGCGUCAGCAUGGACGGCGGUUGCUCCAGCCUGGUAGACGCUCCGACGCCGGUCACUCAAAAGGUGCACAAGCAGAACGAUUACAACGUCGACGAAUCGAGCUCGUCGAGCUUCUACAGCAGUUUCCUGUACAAGAGCAGCGACAGCAGCUGCAACCCGGACCAGAAACCGACGGAGUACCUGCCCGAGGAGAACACGAAGCAGCAUCAAGGUAAGCGAAGAAAAGAGCCGCCCUGGCUCGAAGGUGUCCAGUUGACGCCAGAACUGAUAUACGAGUACCAAAUACACCCGAAGACACUGACCGAGGUGCUCCAAGCGGACAUGGACGCCUUAAAGAAUUUCAAUCAGCCUUUGUUGGUGAACGACCAGCUGGGCCAGCUCUAUUUGGACCUGGAGGUCGAGGGGUUCGAGACGAAGCUCGUCCUCGAGGACGGUAUCACAUCCAGCGGAAGCGACAGCGGGAGCAGCAACGGUAGCUGGACAGCGGGAACGAUGUCGCAGCAAAAGCAUGGGACCAGAAUGGUGAAGUACGGUAAACUCGUGAUGAUACACGAGGAGAACGCACCGUUGCCGCCAGCACCGCCGCCGCAAACCGUGCCGUGCCAGCAGUUAUAGGAACGAUGUUGCGACGACCAAUUCGCGACGAGACGCCGCGUUCAGGUUCGGAAGUGUCGCCUGCGAUGUCGCGCUACGAAUUUCUGUCUGGCGAUCCAAUUCGAGUUGGCCGCUGCGUGCGAUUCCAUUUGAACACUUCCCAUUAUCUCCACUGUUAUCGCCUCCGCAUCACUUAUAUCGAGGCAGAUCAAAUGCGCGCCGGCGCCUGUGCCGAGCGUGCACAACUUUGCGUUGUUCACCCCUUCGUUCCUCUUCGUUCUUAACGCUAAACCUCUACCGCUCUGAAUGACCGGCCAUUCUUCACUCGAGAAUUGCAAGAACAAUGGAGACUUCUAACUCACAAUAAAAAAAAGAAAAAGAAAACGGCACAAAGUCUAGGAAAAUUCCAUGUUAUCGCGUCUUUACGAGGCAACGCGAGUCGGUCGUUCUCAGGCAAGUUUAUCGUUAAGUAAAAUUUCAGUUGGUCGAUGAUCUAUGCGUUCGAUCACAUUCACCUUGCGCGUGCUUGCGAACCGCUCCGAGUCGAGGGAUCGGUCGGGCCGCGGCGUCGACGCGGCGUAUCGUGUAUUUAUAAACUAGCUGUCCGAAGCCGGAACGGCGAACGAGAGAAAUUCCACGCAGCUUUUGCAUCGCGGCCCGCCGCCGUCUACUCGUAGUUUUUGUCGUGCGAUUUUCUACUUUGAGAUUCUCCGUUCGCGAACGGAGCACGUACAAACGCAUUUGAACUGUCUCGCGUCGCGCUCUCCCUGUCAUCGAACUGUCAAUUCACGCAUCUAGAGAUAGGUAGUAGGCUAGCCAAUAAGAAACCGAGAAUCGUGCGCGAAAAUAGAAAUAGUCUGUUAAGACGUUUCAGUUCCUUUAUUCUCGUCGAAGCGAGACCGGCGACCGCGCCGGCGACACACGGGACAUUCUUCGAGACAGGCUCGACGAGAAUGCUGCUCGAGCCUGAGGACGAGCAGAACGAACGAGUAGAUUACCGAUCCCGCGGUUUACGAGGUUCCUUUGAUCUGGUCGACAUCGACGUCCGCGCGAUUGUCCCCCGCGUUUCAUUUCGAUGACACGUUCUUCCCGCGUAACGCGAUCAACGGGUCCUCCAUUGUCCGCGAAAAGCAUAUAAUAGGUAGUCCGCUGGGAAGUCCGUCGGCCGCGCAACGUUUUAGCGUAGACCUCAGGUAAACGAGCAUAGGGGACGAUGCAACUUUCAUUGCGAGCGAAAGAGCUCUGUAAAAUGUCGAUUCGUCGAAUCAGUUCGCAGCGUAUCGAGAAACUUGGAGUUUCGAACUUAUUUGUUGCUCGUGUUGUUCUUUCUUUUUAAUGUUUAUCAAAUUUAACGAAGAUCGAGAGAUAUUGUGUAAAGCGUGUAAAAACGGGCUCAAUGUUUUGCCAGUUUCCGCGGUAUUUGACGGCAUUCGUUUCGUUGAAACAAAUCGAAUUAUUGUAGAUCGAAAUGGGACCAAAAACGACGAGGUUGAUCAGCUUUGAACGCGCUCUGGGAUUACGAGCUCUGUCGAACGAUAUUUGUAAAUCGGUCGUAGCGGUUGUUAGCAUACGACGAGAGCAUAGUGUUGUAAAAAUGAAAGGGGUUGUUUCGCGUUUAUCGAGUCCUCUAGCAAGCCCUAGUCUGUUCGGAUCUGUUGGACGAAAGCGCGCGCGAUCUCGGCUCGAUUUAAUCGUCGCGUCCUCGAUGCUUCCACUGUGUAGCUGUCGUUCGAACGUUCGUCUAAACGCGAUCUUUGAUUUUCGUUUUCAUCGCGAAACAGAACUGAAGAGGUUACUCGGUGGAGAAAUGUCCUUGGAACCUCGAACGCCUAGCAUUUAUACGAUCGAGAAGUAUUUUCUAUACGAUCUGCUUGUACAGUGAACAUAUUUACGAUUGAUUAACAUUGUGUACAAGCGUCGGCCGGUUCGAAAGCUGCGAGUAAAUAUUUUGUAUAUCAGUGAACCGCGAACGAUCCUUCGGAACCUGGUCAGUUCGUCUCAAGUCGUUCGCCAUGUUUCUUGCAAUUAGGCAGGACGGACGGCGACAUAUCUAAUUUUAUAACUUCUACAAAGAUCAAGAUAUAUUAACGUACAAGGAUCAGAAAUAUUGCUUGAACCUUUACUCUUUUGUUCGACGUUCGCGUUUUGUCCAUUUACUCGCCUCUAAUCCGAGCAUAAAAUAGUAAAAGUAGAUUAGUAUUAAAUGAUCGAAGGGGCAUAAAAUAGCCUGUGUUAUCUCGUCUAAAUUCUUACGAACUGUCCGUUAUAUUCGUAAAUAGACUGCGAAUUUUAUACGCAUUUGUGUGACAAAAAUGUCGAACUAAAAUUUAAACCGAUGAAAGUUUUAAAAUAACUCAAGAACGUCUAUGUAUCAUUUUCAACUGACUUAGAUGUAGAAAAAAGAAAGAUAAAGAUCCGCAGUCUAUUUAUAAUGAUUUAUAAUAGGGAAGAGAGGCAAUUGGGUAGAAAAGUAAUGGAAAAAUGAAAGAGCAGAGAUCGAGCACUCUUUCUGCCUGUUGCUCAUUGGAACAGCUUGGUCUUUGACGAAAUUACGAAGUCGAAAGCGCUGGUUUUCAGAAGAUACUCGCGUAGAUCGGAACCGAGAAACGAAACUAUUUCUUCGUUCGAAAAUGGUGAUCUAGUCUGCAUAAAGUAGUUGCUGCAGCUCGGUUGAUGUUCAGAGAUUCGUGUAGAAACCGACGUUGUUUCGAGGAACGAUCGUGGAAGAACGGUGGACGGUGGAUAACUUCAUCGUUCCCCCGUUUCUACACGCAAUCUUAACACGACACAACGUGUGCCUCGGACUGACUAAGAGGCGGCAUCGUACUGGGUUAUCUUAGUUAAUUAAUUUUUCUAUCGCGACACGUCAUACGAGAUACAUAUAUAUUUAUAUAUAUUUAUAUAUAUUUUGGUACCUUUUUUCACGGGGGCCGAGUAAUGUAAAUACGAAAUAGAAAAUACAGCUUGUUUAGAACGAAAUUACCUCGACAAUUCGCUGGAAAACUAUUGCGGCUGCGUGUAUAAAUUUUGUACCGAGACGCGUUGUUUGCAAAAAGAAAUGAAAAAAAAAGAAAGAGAAAAUAUUUGGUCGCUUGUCCGACGAACUGCGAGUAUCGUCGUGACUAAUUAGACAUUCUUCAAGCAUAGCGUAUGAGUUGAGAAACGUACAGUGUCGAAAAGGAUACGCUUCGAGUUCGACGCAGAUACUUUUUGCAUUCCGACGGUGUUAACUUGCACUUGUUGUUUAUUUGUAGGCGUGUAAUAUUAUUGUUUAAACGAGAUCGAGCGGCGAGUUCAAGAAAAGUACCGUAUCGGCGUAAUGAGAAGACUAAUCGACUAUUUUCCUACAGAAUUUUUAUACUUUUUGAUAGAUUUUUAUACUUUGAUAGACAAGGUUCUACCGUAGAGACCUUAACGUUUUUUCAAUUAUCGAUUUUCGACAAUGUACCAAUCAACAGUACAGUAUAUUUAUUUAUACAGCAGCAUAUACAUAUAUUCCUUUAAAUUGUUGCGAACCAUUUACGUUGGAGCAUUUAUUUAAUGUGCAGAGUGUUCGUGUGUUGAUCACGAUCAACGAUUUCUCCACGCGCAUUUUGUAAUGAAAUUCGAAAUACGUUGUAUUUUUGCAUUGCCCUCCGAAACAUGUUGUUGUUACUCCAUGCGAACGAGUAUUAACAAUGUCGUUUAAUAGGUGAUAAUUAUUUUUAGCGUUGAAGUAGGGUCUACUAAAAUCGUUGUUGUCGACGUAUUGGAUUUAUAAUCACGAGUCUGAACUUCUGUACUCGUGUCACACAGGUGUCGACAAACUUGAUCCACGAGCUUCGAUUUGAUUUGCGACGAUCACGUUACGUUAGCACAAACAAUCUUUUGUGAUUUUCUUCCACAGCGAUCGUCGUAGCAGUUUUUUAUACGAUAACGCGCGAAUAAAUGAACACGUUCGCCGGUUUUCUACACGCGUAUUCGUUUAUGGUUGUUACCGUCUUGGAUCAACCGAGAAACCCGGUAAAGUGAAACGAGUGCCGAUAGUGGUAGUCGUGUGUUGUUACGCCAGGAUCUGGGGACGAUUGUUGUACAGAUAGAAACAAUGAAGUGAGUGAGAAUGCGACGGUAGCUGGAACCUUCUCGGUCCCGUCGUUUUUAUCGAAUAUGUAUCUGUAAUACUUCGCAGUAUUUCGAGGAACUUUUGUAAAAGUAAUAUAACGUAGCACUAAAGGAAUUAACGCGUACGCCUGACCGUGCUUGUUCUCGAUCCACUGAAUUUCGUGGAAGGUUCUCCGGAUGCUUGCCAACAGUAUAAUUGUUCGUACAAAAUAAUUGUUCAGCUGAUAUUCACGUUUGGCUAUGUUCGAGAGAAAUCGGUUUCACAAAGGGAUCGCCGAUCUUCCUGCAAAUUGCCGCUUCGACAGAUCGUUUUAUAAAAACCAAGGGUGCAACGGACGUUCGAUUUACCAUCUAGAAUAUUUUUUAUGUUGCAAUCGGUGCAAAGAAAGUGUGUUCGUUAACGCGGAUGUUUCCUCAUAUUUCAAAAAUAUGUAAAUAAAUGCACGCGAAGAUCCGCGAUCGUGCGUUCCUAUUUCUCCUUCGUUUUAGCGUACGACAUUGCUUAAAAAUUUAACGGGAUCGUUUGCACAUUGUAACAAGAAGUCCGGGACUUCUAAAUGAACAAAAGACAGCUUAAUUAACCAACGGUGAUAUCGAAAUAUUCGCAGCGAUGUUAAUUAAGUAUUUUGUACUACCAUUUUACUUUAUAUUAUCUUUUCCGACUCGCGUUUUAUCGUCCAUAGAGAUUCACUGGUUCGCGAGCCAAGUUUAUCGGCAUGAACGAUCACGAGCAAAGCGCCGAACCUUCCACGAGAUUUGUUGGUAAAUGGGCCCGAUGGUGGAGCGACGCCGUUGGGCCGUACGACGAGCGCCGCGCUUUCCGCAAACCGGCAUUUUAGAGGUACAAAAUCGUGCCGAACAGGUGAAAAUUCUAUCGCAGAGAAAUGUCUGUCGCAUCCGUGUCUUCUGACCGACGGAAACGAGGGACGCCCGUGCAGUUUGCCAGAUCUUUCAUAGUACAAAAUAUCAGAACAAUGUCCGAACCCGGGUCCGUAAUUCUUUCCAGCCAGAGGCACGGCGAACUUUGUCAGAAAACCAAUCCACGGCGGACACGCGCCGCUUUCCAGGCGAUUUCCAACGUUCAACAUUCGAAUCCCCCCCGUACUUGUGAAUCUGAUGCUCAAUAAUCAUUACCCGUUAGACAACCGUGGACUGCACGGGGUCUGUUUCCGCGGCCAAUCAAAGUGAUCUUAAGCUUACCUUGUCACGCGAGAAGCUGUAUUUGUAAAUGCGUAAUAAUAGCGAUAGCAAUAUACGAAGCAUUAUAGUGAUGUAAAAUCUGUUAUCCGCAUUCCUGUUCACCGAUCUCUGUACUUAUUUUUCGAACGGAUUCUCUUCGUUGUCCCUUUUCUACCAUCUCCCGCGACGCGGCCCGACGAGCGGGCCGCGCACGGUUAUCGGCUCAUACAACAUAUCGCAUGCGAUAGAGAGAAAAACAAAAAUAUAUUUUGGACGAAUAAAAUAUAUUCAAGAAUUUUCUGGCCCCCCCUCGUCACCCGUCGAUACCAUCCGACACACCCAGCUGCUACAAAAAAAAAAAAAGAAAAAAGAAAUUCAAACCUUUCUGUCGAAGCACCAAACAAAAGCUUAUCGCACCGGUUGAAUACGAAAUCGUCGUGUUCGCGUGAUGUCGAGACAUCUAUUUUCCGCUUUUUAAUCUGUUUGGUUCCGCGCGAAUGGUCGCGCAGCGGAUGUAUUUUUAAGUUUCGUCAUUCAUUCACUGCUCCCGCGUUCCGGGGCCAAUUAUCGAAACCAUCGGAACACACACGUUCGACGAAUGAGAAGCUUAAGCCGACUGCUUCCUGCUGCGAGAGAAUCAAUUUUCUUUUUUUCUUUAGUUCUAGUCGUAGAAUCACGGCGCGACGCGUGUAGAAGCGUCGCGUUGCGCAUCGAGUGUUUCGCUGGAAACGCCGUUUUCCCUCGGCACAUCGGAAUUGUAUAGAUCAUACGCAAUACUCAUUUUCUUAAGUUCGUUCUACAAUUAGAGAGUAAGCACGUUUGAUUUACUCGCUUUAAGGUUCGCGUCUUGCACUUGUAUUAUAGUUAUACCGUGUCGGCGAUACGACCGUCGAUGUAAUGACGCGAUCGAGAGGAAUACAAUAAGGUGUCCGGGUCGUGUGGAAACGAGAAGGUCAUGGGGUCCGUGACCCGGUGGCUAUAGUAACCACGUUGAAUCUCGAUAUUCCACGGCUAUAUCGACGAGAAAGGCUGUAAACGCGUCGAGAAAGAGACGUACGGCGAUAUACGAUCCGUCCGAAUCUUAUUGUAUCCUCGAGAACACAUCAUUUGCGCCGCUUAAAGGGACAGCUUUUAUUUCUAUUAUCCUUCGUUGCGCGUAACGAGUCACGGAAAGUGAAGAAAAUAUAGGUUGUCGGGAGACGUUCAAGUUUCUUCAGCGUCGAAUGUUUUAUAUUUCCUCCAACGGAAGUUACAACUUCGUUCGAAAAAGAUUGGAAUAAUAAUACAUUAUCAGAUUAUAUAAUACUAUCAUUACAUGUUAACUUUGUACGUCCUCGUUAAUAUUGAAACACAUUAUAUCUAUGGGUAAAUGUAAAAAAUGAAAACAA